UUUGGGAAAAUUGCGGGAGUAGUUCCCUCCCUACAUCGCCAGGAAAACCUGUGGUGGCUCUCACCACCUCCUUCCACCCUCGCAGAUGCAGACUGUGAGUGUUACACAUCAGCCGGGAUCAUUCCAGCUCCACUUCUGCGUCUCAGGCAGACUUAAAUCAGGGUUUGCAGUGGACAUCCAGUUUACACAGGGUUUGGUUAUGAAAAUGUCUCUUUUGCCAUGUUAAUAGCUCAACUAUUAACUGAGGAGGGAAGAGCCCUGCUGCACUGGACAAAAGACUGAGACCACUCAGAGUUCUCCUCUGAUCCCCCGACUUGGACAUGGGGAAAGUCUACUAUGUCAGUAAAAACGUGGGCCUCGGCUUGCUGGUAUUGGCGGCCACUGCUCUGGCUACGAUUAUAGCUCUGUCCAUUGCUUACGACAAAGAAAGGGCCAAGAAUCGAGACAAGCCUGAAGAUGGAACAUCAGACACCACCGGCAUGCCUACUCCCCCCACGACCCCCUUUAUUCCCAGGGAGCCCUGGGACCACUACAGACUCCCGGAAUCCCUUGUUCCUGUCUCUUACAAUGUGACCCUGUGGCCCCGUCUGGAGCCCAACGCAGACGGCUUGUACAUCUUCACUGGACAUUCAGCAGUGGUCUUCAAAUGUGUGAAGGAAACGGACCUCAUCAUCAUCCACUCCAACAAGCUCAACCUCACCACCUUCAACGGGCACCAUGCUAAGCUAAGUAGCCUGGGUGGAGCCACCGUGCCCACUAUACUAAAGUCUUUUCUUAUUGUAAGGACUGAGUAUCUGGUUCUUCAGCUGCGCAGCAGACUAGCAGUUGGAACAUUAUAUGUUCUCCACACUGAAUUCUUGGGGGAGCUGGCAGAUGACCUGGAAGGUUUCUACAGGAGUGAAUACACUGACGAUGGUGUGAAGAAGGUUGUUGCCACCUCGCAGAUGCAAGCAACGUAUGCCAGGAAAGCUUUCCCUUGUUUUGAUGAGCCAGCCAUGAAAGCUGUCUUCAAUAUCACGAUCAUCCACAACAGUGCCACUGUGGCCCUGUCCAACGGCAGGGACAUUGGCACUACAGACUCUGUCAUUGAUGGCGUGCCUGUCAGAGUGACGACAUUUGAACCCACAGAGAGAAUGUCCACAUAUCUGCUGGCAUUUAUUGUCACUGACUUUGUUAACAUUCAAUCAACACAAAACAGCAAUCUGUUGGUUCGAAUCUGGGCUCGAAGAAAAGCCAUCGAUGACAGGCAGGGUGACUAUGCUCUCAACGUGACAGGGCCGAUCCUUCAGUUCUAUGAGCGCUACUACAAUGCAUCAUAUCCGCUCUCCAAGUCAGAUCAGAUCGCUCUGCCUGACUUCAAUGCUGGGGCGAUGGAGAACUGGGGUCUGGUCACAUACAGGGAGACAGCCCUGCUCUACGACCCCAUCAUGUCCUCCACUGGAAACAAAGAGAGAGUAACAACUGUAAUCUCCCAUGAACUCGCACACAUGUGGUUUGGCAACCUGGUGACUCUGCAAUGGUGGAAUGACCUGUGGUUAAACGAGGGAUUUGCAUCCUACGUGGAGUACCUUGGAGCGGACUAUGCUGAGCCCACCUGGAACAUUAAAGACCAGAUCCUACUGUAUGAUGUACACAAGGUAUUUGCUGUAGAUGCCCUGGCCUCCUCACACCCGCUGUCCCGCCGAGAAGAGGAGGUCAAUGACCCCGCUCAGAUCAGUGAGAUGUUCAACACCAUCUCCUACAGCAAGGGAGCUGCGGUGUUAAGGAUGCUGUCAGAGUUCCUCACUGAGCCUGUGUUUGCCAAAGGACUAAGUUCUUACCUGAACACAUUCGCCUUCAGCAACACAGUGUAUACAGACUUGUGGGACCACCUCCAACAGGCAGUUGAAAACACGCCUGGCAUGCACCUUCCUGACACAGUCCACAACAUCAUGAACCACUGGACUCUCCAGAUGGGCUUCCCAGUGGUCACUAUUGACACCCAGACAGGAAGUAUCACCCAGAAACAUUUCCUGUUGGAUCCAGAAUCCGUAGUGGACAGGCCCUCUCAGUUCAACUACACUUGGUUUGUCCCAGUCAAAUGGAUGAAGACAGGUGUGGAGCAGCAACAGUACUGGCUCCUUCAAAAGACAGAUGUCCACAGUCUAAUGAGAGUGUCAGGAGAGGACUGGGUGCUGGCGAACAUCAAUGUUUCUGGGUACUUUAGGGUGAACUAUGACCUGGAUAACUGGGAUCGUCUCCUCUCGCUGCUCAACACUGACCAUCGGGCUUUAUCAGUCAUCAACAGAGCUCAGAUCAUAGAUGAUACGUUCAACCUUGCAAGAGCCAAAAUAAUCAAUACAACAUUGGCCCUGAGAACAACCAAAUACCUGUCCAAUGAAAGAGAAUACAUCCCCUGGGAGUCAGCUCUGAGAAACCUCGACUACUACAUCCUCAUGUUUGACCGCACUGAGGUCUAUGGAGCCUUACAGGCAUACCUCAAGAAACAAAUACAACCACUUUUUGAGCACUUCAAGACAAUUACAGCUGACUGGACCAUAGUGCCUACAGGACACACUGACCAAUAUAAUCAGAUCAAUGCUAUUGGAAUAGGCUGCAGUGUGGGUGUGGAGGGGUGCAGGGAGCUGAUUAAAGGCUGGUACAGACAGUGGAUGAAAAAUCCACAUCCCAGCCCGAUCCAUCCCAACUUGAAAAGCACAGUUUACUGCAAUGCCAUAGCCUUCGGUGGUGUGGAAGAGUGGGACUUUGCCUGGAGAAUGUUCAAGAAUGCCACUCUUGCAUCCGAAGCUUCCCGGCUGAGGUCGGCCAUGGCCUGCACCAAAGUUCCCUGGCUCCUGAACAGGUAUCUGGAGUACACACUUGACCCCACUAAGAUACGCAAGCAAGACGCCACCUCUACCAUUCAGUACAUUGCCCGGAACGUUGUGGGAAUGCCGCUGGCCUGGAACUUCGUCAGAGCAAAAUGGAGCUACAUUUUCCAGCAGUAUGGGAAAGCUUCAUUUUCCUUCUCUAACCUCAUCCAUGGAAUCACAAGGAGAUUCUCUUCAGAGUUUGAGUUGCAGGAGCUGAAGAAAUUCAAAGAAGACAACCUUCAUGUUGGUUUUGGCUCGGCCACACUGGCCCUGGAACAGGCAAUAGAGAAGACCGCAGCCAACAUUAAAUGGGUGACGGAGAACAAAGCCCAAGUGCUCAAGUGGUUUACUGAGGAGUCCACAUGAGAACACUUUGACAGUCAAAAUGACUCACUCCCUUUUUCUGUACAGUCAGGGAUACGUAAUGAAGGACAAUCACUAUAAUCAUCAGGAGUAACAAACUGUUUCAUGGUAACAGUUGCGCAAAGAAAACUGAUGUGACCUAAUUCAUCACAGGACAUCAGCUCCAGAGCAGAGGACCAGACGUGAUGAACAGCAGACCACAUGUGUCACUGUGUAUCAGAGGUGUAGCAGUAAUGACAGUGGUGCUUCCACUGCUAGUCUCUCAUUGUCAUAACAUUGUAACAAAAGAUGGUUUUACUAGCAUAACAUUUUUUUUAGAUUCAGAAUGCAUUCAUUUAUAUCUUUUUCUUUUCUUCAUACUUCACAUUAGACAGUAUGUUGCUGCUUACCAUGACGUAUGCAAUACAUUUAAACCACAAACAUGAGGCAUUUAACCGCCUGUAAAACACCAGAGCAGAUUCAGUGUUCACUGUCAUUGAACCUACAUCUGACCCACGAAUAUGACUGUCAGAAGUGACCCUGUGGGAUAUUAAACGUCAGACUUCAGAGAAAAAGGAAAUAUUCAGAAGUCGGAGUUUGGAUGUCAGAGUUGUUGUUCCAUUGGCCCUAUUCCUCUUCUGUAUGUAUCCCUUUAAAUGUCUGACUGCUUUGCAGUGCUAACAGGGUUUUUAACAACUUUGGUAGAAGUUGUUCCAUGUUGUUCCGUGUUCUGAUCUUUACAUUGAGAAUCAACUUGCCCUUCAGCGUUACAAGACAAAGUGAUCUUACUGAAUAAACUGGCCUGAUUUGGUUAUUAUUGGGA
This is a messenger RNA of Acanthopagrus latus (yellowfin seabream), 4017 nucleotides long. RefSeq names its product aminopeptidase N-like. Gene Ontology annotation, molecular function: metalloaminopeptidase activity; zinc ion binding; peptide binding. Gene Ontology annotation, cellular component: cytoplasm. The record is from RefSeq and is a predicted model, not a curated record. The coding region runs from base 321 to 3218 and encodes 965 amino acids. Gene Ontology annotation, biological process: peptide catabolic process; proteolysis. The transcript has 21 exons. Lineage: Eukaryota; Metazoa; Chordata; Actinopteri; Spariformes; Sparidae.